AUGGAGAUGUCGCUGUUAACAAAGAGCAAGCUAGGGUUCGUUGAUGGCACAAUUGCAAUGCCAGGAGUUGGGGAAGUCAAAUACCCCUACUGGAAGAGGUACAAUAACGUGGUAGCGACAUGGAUUAUGCGAUCUGUCUCCUCAGAAAUCACCCAGAUAGUUCUUUGGGUAGGAACGGCAGAGAGAAUAUGGAAUACACUGAAGGCAAGGUUCAGUGAGGCAGACAUUUUCAGAAUCUCCGACCUUCACGCUGAAAUACAUCAAGUAAGGCAAGGAGAUUUGACUGUAAGUGCUUACUUUGCUAAAUUUAAAGUUUUAUGGGAUGAACUUCAAGUCAUAAGACCGCUGCCUACUUGUAAAUGUGAGAAGAAGUGUGAUUGUGGAUUACUGGAAACUCUUGAGCAGCAAUUAAAAAGUGACAAUUUAUCUGUAUUUUUGAGAGGUCUCAAUGAUACGUAUACUUCUGCUCAGUCUCAAAUCAUGAUGACUAAGCCCCUUCCGACUGUUGAUGAGGCAUUUAUGAUGAUUCAACAGCAAGAAAGAAGAUUCAACAGCACAGGAGCUAAUCUGCAAAUUCAAGAAGCAGGUAGCAUUCUGUUUACCCAAGGCAGUUCAGGUCAAAAGAAAUUCUCUGCAAACAACAGCAACAAGAAGCCCAUUUGUUCAUACUUUGGCUACACUGGCCACACAAUAGAAAAAUGCUACAAGAAACAUGGCUAUCCACCAGGUUGGAUGCCAAGAAAUAGAAAUACUGGCUCUGUCAAUCAGGUGCAGCUCACAUCAAAUGAGCCCCUCAGUCAAGAAGGAACUGGAUCUAUCAUAUUAAGCCAAGAAGAGUAUAGAUUGCUCAAACAGGUUUUUCAAAGGGAUAGUAUGGCUCACAGCUUCUCACCCUUGAAUGAGGUUGGAGUGACACCACAGGCCAAUCUGAUUGCUGCCAAUUUUGUUCCCAGUUCACUGAUUGAAGAUAGUGGUGCUACCCACCAUGUUGUCUAUCACCAUAGCUUAUUGACAAAUGCUAGAAAGGUUGGGGGUAUGUUUGUUGAAUUACCAAAUGGUGAUAAAGAUUGUGGGAAGAUGAUUGGCUUGGCUAGCUUGCAGAAAGGACUGUAUCAUCUUGUAAAACCUCAAUUUCCUGCUCUUAAUAGAAUAGGGCAUAUUAGAGCUAAUGCUUGUAACUCUCGCAGUAAUUGGCAUGCUAGGUUAGGACAUUGUUCACAUGAAAAGCUGAGACAAUUGUCUGUGUUGGAUGUAAAUCUGAGAGUGAAUAAGAUUGAUAGGAAGAGUGAUGGUUCUUCUGCUGUUGGAGGAAGAGGAAGACCAUCGACUGUUGUGAGAGGGAGAGUGAGAGGAGGAGGGAGAGGAAGUGGAAGAGCGACAGACUUGUCUCAGGAAAGCUUUGUUAGAAUCUUGCGCAGAGUGAAGCUCAAUGGGACCAUGAAGGCAAAUGAAGAUUGA
Molecule: messenger RNA, 1458 nt
Organism: Ipomoea nil (Japanese morning glory)
Lineage: Eukaryota; Viridiplantae; Streptophyta; Magnoliopsida; Solanales; Convolvulaceae
Exons: 5
Coding region: 1-1458 (485 amino acids)
Source: RefSeq, a predicted model, not a curated record